GGAAAGUUUUGCAAGGAAGAAGCAUGUGCAGCAGCGAUGGUCCGAGUGAAGUCGAGGUAUUUACUUUGUGAAGUAAAUGUGACGGACAGAAACUUGCUGUUGCUGCUGGAUGACCGUGCAGUCACCGCAGCAGUGAAGGAUGUUGUCCAGCGCAUGCACGGUGACUAUGGGGCAGCUCUCUGUAGUUUUGGAUUCUCGGUGAAAUACCUUAAUGCUGUCACUGGAAUCAUAUUGUUACGUUUUCCUAAAAAGUGUUACAAACAACUUUGGUCUGCAUUACCGUUUAUUACCAGUAUUGAAGCAAGAGGGAAGCAAAUUUCCUGUUUCCUCAAUUGCAUCUAUGUAGGAGGUACAAUUAGAACAUGCCAAAAGUUCCUAAUACGGUAUAAUGCUCACCAGCUCCGUCGGAUGCUUCCAAAAUGUAAAAGUGAAGAAGAAAAACACAACAUUCAACAAGCAAUUUUGGAUUGCUGUCUCACACGAACACAUACAGAGGAAGCAGAAGAUACACUAGAAAGUGAAGAAGAUGAGUGACCUUCAAAUACAACAUGAUUCUGUAUAUUUGAUUUGACAGACUUUAAACUUAAUAAAUUAGCUAUUCGCUAUUAAACAAGCCAUUACAACUUAUUAGCCAUUACUUCCCAUCAGUGUUGGGUGUAUCAGUGUUGGGUGUAUCUGAGUUAGAAAUACUCACCUUGCUGUAAAAGGAUUACAAUUUUAAGUAAUUUAGUAGUGUAUCCAAUUACUGAACAUGCGUGUAAUUCAAUUUCAGUUACUAACUAAAAUACUUCCUUUUCCAUGACUUUUGCCAUCAGAUAACCAUAACUAAAUACCUAUCCUCAAAGGUUAGGUAUUUAGUUACUGCCUCAAGAAUAUGUAAGUAACUAAGUAAGUAGAGUAAUAUAUUACUUUUUAAACAAAUAACUAGUAAUGGGUAACUAAUUACUUUUUUAAAGUAACUUCCCCAACACUGUAGAACUGUACUCUACAUUAGCCCUAAGAUGGAAAGCAGAGAGUACAGUUGUCAGACAUAAGAUGGGAAGUAAUGGCUUAUAAGGGACACAAAUAUGCUCAACGUGAUUGACAAAAACUCUAAAACAUACUAUUGUGUCUAUUAAUGAUAUGGUUUUGUUCUCUUGCACAUUUUUGUAUUUGUAUUUUUUUGUAUUCUGUACUGUAUUAAAUUAAAAGCAUCUUACAAUG
Messenger RNA from Periophthalmus magnuspinnatus, 1203 nucleotides. RefSeq names its product POP5 homolog, ribonuclease P/MRP subunit (gene pop5). Gene Ontology annotation, biological process: tRNA 5'-leader removal. Gene Ontology annotation, cellular component: ribonuclease P complex. The transcript has 5 exons. Lineage: Eukaryota; Metazoa; Chordata; Actinopteri; Gobiiformes; Gobiidae. The record is from RefSeq and is a predicted model, not a curated record. The coding region runs from base 37 to 534 and encodes 165 amino acids. Gene Ontology annotation, molecular function: ribonuclease P RNA binding.